Molecule: messenger RNA, 23739 nt
Organism: Porites evermanni
Lineage: Eukaryota; Metazoa; Cnidaria; Anthozoa; Scleractinia; Poritidae
Source: the annotation of a GenBank genome assembly
CGCCUGGUUGAUAAUAUGGUCGAAGUUGUGCGAAACAACUUCGAGGAUGUUUUUCCUGAGAUCAAGGAAGCUAUCGAAGAGAGUGCCUUCGUGGGUAUGUGAGAUUUUGUUAUAGAAACCUAAACUGCUGAUGACGGUCGUUCCCGAUCCUAAAAAGACCUGGUGAAAACUAGGAAAUUCAGACCUCUCUUCUGCUUCACCUUCCCUUCUACUUCUAGCCUGCGAAGCGCAGACGCAUUUCCGGUCGUCGCUUCUCUCCCUCCGAAAAAUAGCUAUUUUUUCGGAGGGAGAGAAGCGACCAUCGGAAAUGCGUCUGCGCUUCGCAGGCUAUUCUACUUCGUGACACUAGAAAAUUCAGUGAGGAAGGAGAAAGACCUGUUUUGAAACAUGCCUUUGUUGAUUUGAUCAUUCAGGUUUGACCACCAAACUGAGACAACUGCUGUCUAUAGGUACACCCCAUGUCUUACCCAGGAGUUACCCCCGGGGAGAUAUUUUAUUCACGGUCACUGACUAAUAGGACUUGGGUGGGAUUUGUCAAUAGAGGAGUCCUUCACCAGCAUCUUUUGAGCAAGUCCCCUUUCCCCAACCCUCAGCUUUUGAAAUUAUGCUACAUGUUAUAAUAAUAAUGAUAGUAAUAUUAAUAAUGACUGGCAUUUUCCAGAUCUUUGUAAUAGUUUUUUUUUUUAAUGAUGGCAUGACCUCUGCAGUGGCAGAUCCAGGGGAGGGGCACGGGGAGCCCGCACCCCCCCCCCUCCUUAUUUUUAGACCAAAACUGAGACCCGAACACAGGAAAAAAUGACCGAUUCCCAUUCUUGGAUAUUUUAGGGAAUUUAAAGAAUACCCACAAAAAUCCCAAAUUUGGAAGAGUGAGACAAGUCCCAAUCAGGGAACUUGGUUGGGAAUUCCCUGGUUGGGACUUGUCUCACUUUGCCAAAUUUGGGAUUUUUAUGGGUAUUGUUUAAAUACCCCAAAAUAUCCAAAAAUGGGAAUCCGUUAUUUUUUCCUGUGGAAGUGCCAAAAAAAUUUUUGAAGGUCUGGAUGACCUCCCCGCAAACCCCCCCCAGCCCCCUUAUCUCAAGGUCUGGAUCGGGCACUGCUCUGGUCACUGCUAGUAAGAAAUCCUCAUGUGAAUUUCAUAAUAAAAGUUUAUCGGUAAAUUAGUUAUUCAACUUAAUGUUUGCAAAAGGGGAAGGGGGCUACACAUGCAUGUAAGACCCCCAGCCAUGCCCAGAGCUGUUGUACCCAGAGACCAUCUUCAAAGACGGUAUAUGUACGCUUACGUAAUUAUAAGUGAACCAAAUGAUAUAUUUUCUUUUAAUAUGAUUUUAUUUGCAGCUAUUGAUGCAGAAUUUACUGGUCUCCAUACAACUGAUGGCUCUCAGCCAAGGUAUCAUAUUAUGAAUAUUAACCCCUCUUUGUGCAUUUCCAGUAGGGAAAAUGUAAAACACAGCAUUUGGGGUAGCAAGUGGACCAAAAAAGGGGGAAAGGGCGGGAUUUAGAAGCAAUGUAAGAUUAUGGAAGCCAGGGUGGCGCAGUGGUGAGAGCACUUGCCUCCCACCAAUGUUUUGUGGGUUCAAAUCCCGACAUCUACACCAUAUGUGGGCUGAGUUUGUUGUUGGUUCUUUCCUUUGCUCCAAGAGGUUUUUCUCUGGGUUCUUCAGUUUUCCCCUUCCCUGUAUGCUUCCAAAUUUGAAUUUUAUCUGGAAUGCACUGACAUAUGCAAAACAGUUCUUACAUGUAAUAGUCCUGGGGCCAAUUUCAUAGAACUUUUACUUAAGUGUAAUUUACAAGUGUGCCCAUUGUUUUAGUGUCUAGAAACAAGAGCUACACUUGUAAUAUUAUAGUUAUAUUAAAUUGACCCCUGUUCCAUCCCCACUUGUGUAAGAAUACAUGAUAGUUUUUCUAUUUUAUCCUUCCCAAGGUUAAUUAGCCAGAAGGGUGUCCAGCUGUCCUAUGGAUGCCCAUUUUUGGAAGAAAUACAAGGAAAAUUCACUUAAUCUCUUAUAAUUUUAUGGAAAAACAUGCCCUCUGGGCGGUCAGUUUUCAAUAUCUGGCUAGAAGCCUGACCCUUCCUGUAUUGCCUAAAGUGAACUGCAAUUUUAUAUUGAAGUGGCUAUUUUACAGUAUGUUCACAUUACGCUUCUGUCUGUAACUCGAUUAUUAUUCUCUCCAGCUUUUUUGAUGAUCCUGAAACAAGAUACAAAAAAUUGAAGAGAACUGCAUCCCAGUUUCUGAUCAGCCAGUAUGGUGAGUUCUAGACACUUUUCUUGAAUUAAUUUUUUGCCUGUGUGCAGAUGUCUCCUAUUUCCUUUGUUGCACGUGGAAAAGGAACAUGUCGUGCAACAGGAGAAGUCUGCACGCAGUCAACUUGAAUUUAUGACUUUAAUACAGUAAUAUUAUAGAUUCUUUUAAUUGAGUAUGAGCACCUACAUGGUAAUGGAAUGCCAAAUUUGUAAAUUCACUGGCCUGUUGCAGGCAUUUAAGGCCAUUUAUCAGUAGUUAAUAGGCUAGAUGGAAAAAAGAUGAAGAGUGGACCAAAGAAAACAGAUGCAAGUAUGAGAGGGUUCCCUUACUUGCAUUUUUUCUAGCCUUAUUUAAUAGCCCAUUCCACCAUACCACCAUAAACGGAAUGUUUUUGGACCAAAUUCUGCCUGCAAAUUUGGUCAUUUUUUUUUUCACAGCAUUGCCAAUGUUCAAGCAAAUUACUAUAAUAGAUAGUUACUGAUAAAGUAAUUAUCUGCUUGACCUGCUUUAGGUUAAUGGGCUAGUGCUCAAAAUGUCACCUUUGUGAAUUAAGGGUUUCUACCGUGAUAACUUGUUUUUAUUGUCAAACCAAUAAAACUGUGAACACCUGUUCAAAGAAUGAUUUUUGAUUGACCAAUCACAGCAAAGAUCAGGACUUGUGAGCAAACUACAAAACCACAAACUAAUAAUAUUAUUACCUUAAAUAUCAUUUUUUUGUAAUUACAGGAUUGACAGCUUUUGUCCCAUCCAAAGAAGAUUCUAACAAGUAUGUUCCCUGCAAAUGUUUUUGGUGUGGAUGUUUUUUGCAGCUUUAUCAUGCCCAUGUAGUAGAAGAAAUUUUGAUGACCAUUAAUAUGUUACCUUGUUAAAUAAAGAAUAUUUUUACACUGUAUGUAAUUUGCAUGUAUUGGAGGUUUGGGUGGUUUGAAUGGUUCUCCACGGGACAAAAAGUUGGCUUUGAUUACCCUUGAUUUGCAUUAAUGCCAUAGCAAGAUUCCAGUGCAACAGACAGGGAAGCCUUAUGUUUUGCACAUCCAAAAAAUGAUACCUUGAACAUGCCUCGAAGGUACCCUUUGCUACCAACUGGAACUCAGUUCACUCAGUUUCCCAACACUAAUCUCUAAAAUUCAGAGUCAUUCAGUAUUUGGUGGCUUUUCAGGGUUCUACAAAAUACCCUUCCUAACUUGUGCUGUGAUAGAAAGUUGUAUCACAUUCAAACGAAAGGCAAAGAUCACCUUUACUACCGGACCUGUAGCUGAGACCAUAUUAAAGUGUAUGCAUUGGUGUGCUGGGUUGGAAUUUUAUUUUUGUGCAAUUACAUAUGCUGAGAGAGGACCAAGGGAUCUAACGCUCUCGCUGUUUUUUAUUUCUUUUUCGGUUCAUUCUUUCUUUUUUUUACAGGUAUGUGGCCCAUGCAUACAACAUCUUUUUAUAUCCACACUCCUUUGGACCUACAGAUUGCAGAUUCCUUUGUCAGGUACCGAACAAGUCAGUCAGAGUUAGUUAGUUGGCAGCUUUAUAUUUCACCUUCUAUUUUUAAAUUUUGAUUUUCAACACCGUUAAACAAUAAAUAUUAAAUGCAGUACCUUUUUUCAUCCCAACUUUUAUAGGCAUCAAGUCUGGAAUUUUUAUGUCAACACAAUUUUGACUUUAAUAAGGUGCGAGCAGAUAAAAUUUAAAACUACUGGACAGGUUCUAUAGCAUGCCUGAGACCUUUCAUAGCAACUUCUAUUCUUUAAAUCAUUAAUAUGUAUGGUUCCUUAUUUCAUGAUCCCUGUAUUGGGCCAAACUCUAAAAACAAAUCUGAGCAAACUCUUGACUCUCCAAAAAAUAGUUCUGCAUCUAAUUAUUGAUUUAUAGAUACAAUAGAGAAUGCUGUCAUAUUUUUUAAAAAAAACUGAAUUAUUUGUUGUGUGCUGAUUGGCUAGUUUUUAUGAUCAAUAAGAGGAAAGACAUAUACUAAGACAUAUAUAGAUGUGGUCAUUUGCCAAAUGAAUGCCAAACUUCAACGUUUUUCUUUAGUUUAGUUUUCAUAGAAGAGUCACUUUCUGCCUACUAAAAAAAUAGACAGAUAGCUCUGAUGUAAGACUUGCAUCCUGUUUGGAUUCCCUUCAACCAUACGAUGCUUCGACUUGUUCUUUUUUUUGAAUGACUCCAAAAUCUGUCCUUGGAAUAAUUAACCUUGUGCUAGUUCACAACUUUAUACUACCUCCCAAAAUGCCUCCAUUUUUCGAGACAAUAAACACUGCUGAUCUCAUUCUUGUUCUGAAGUUUGGAAAACAAUAAACUCCUAACUUAUGCAGGACAAUGGCAUGACUCAGCCUGUCAAAUAUUUAGCCGAUGACACUGCGUUACUUGUCUUCAAUAGCCAAUCACCAGGCGAGAAAACUUAUUGACAAUAACAUUGUGAGUAGUUUUUAAAAAGUUAUAAAUUUUGUUGUGUCUUUUUCAUUUUUACCAGCAAAUUGACUUUUUCAAGCUUUUGUCAUUGUAAAAAACAAACUGGCGCCAGUUGACGCCUGCAGUUGGUGGAUCCACAGCACUUUGACAACGUUACGGCAUCAUUUUAUCUUCAAGUAAAUGAGAGGAGAGACACAUAAAAAACCUGGUGUCAAUUUGUUAAAUUCACAUGUGCUGAUAUUCUUCCUGUAAAUAUGCUUUUGCAUAAAUCUAAAUCUAUCCUAAUACAUGAUUGACACAGUGAAUAUUGAUUGAUUAUUGACUUGAAUAUAAAUUUUCUAUACAUUUAUAAAAAAAAUAGUAAAUUUUAUUUGCAGUUCAUAUACAAUGGAGUUCCAUAUUUAAAUGAUGAUCAGGUAUGCUAGAAAAAUUCAGUGGAUAUUAGACAUAAUUAUGUGAAUUAUAGGAUGGCCUUUGCCAGAGUGUGAAAUCUACUGCAUGUAAGCUUGUCACCAUGCCAAAAUACACCGGACCACAAAAAAAAACAAAACAAACUAGACAAUAAAAUGAAUGCUAGUAGGUACAAGAAAAGUUUUUAUUUAGUCUGAAAGUACAUGUACAUGUUUGGUACGUGUAUGUUCCUUCCUCAUAAUAAAGGUUGCUUUUCUCUGUGUUCUUUCCACAUGUUGAUAAGAUACAAUGCAACAUUUUCCAUUCUAUCUUCAAAUAAAAAUUAGAUUAUUAACACAUUCACACCUCAACUGCUCAUAUGUACAUGUGUAAUAUUAUGUUAUAAAGAAAAAAAAUGGGGAAAAAAAUUAAAGAGUCAGGGAGGAGAGUAAGGCAAAGGUAAAAGAGGAGGUGGCAGUGAAAACUUUUUGUCUAAAAAUUGUCUAAAAAUUUCUUCUUUGAUGGGAAAUUUCUGUGGAUACCAAAACUGCAAAUGCUGUAAUAUAGCAUCAGGUCUAAAGCCAGUGUAUUUCUCAUCUUGUAAACAACGAUUUAGGUAGUUUUGCUUUUUGGCCAGCUUGGCUUGACUAGUUUCAGAAAGCUUUCUUUAGCAAAAUGGUUAGAGGUGACUGUGUUAAACAACCAAAGUACCAGGAAAAGUUCGUCACUUGAGUAGAAUAAGUUGAUACUGAAUAAGCCAUUAAGUUUAAAAUUUGUGAUUUUAUUUUGAUUCAGGCUACUGUGCUCCAAAAAUAUCACACAAAUGGUAAUUUAUAUUCAAGCUUCCGGUCAACUACUUCAGGGUAAAGUACAUAAACGUUUUUAACAUUUUUUGAGCUUGUUGCUUGAAUGUUCUUACAUGUAAGUAGAAACAAUUGCCAGAAAUGUGUGUGUGCUCAUACAUAGCAAUUCAUUGCAAGGGAGUUUAGUUUCCAAGGUAUGUAGUUUUUGGCUUUGUUUUGUCUUUGAUCUCAUUACAGGAUUAAAGAUGAAGAUGUUCUAGACAGUUGCUGUGUCAGGCUGGAAGAGUGGCUUUUAACAGCAAUAGAUGAUGAUGUAAUGGAAUUAAUCCUUGGCAGCUGUAAGGUUUCACUGCAAGUUUUUAUACUGACGGUAGCACUAUCUUACUAUUUACUUUGGCCAUUAGCCCCUUCAGGAGCGUAGGCUAAUGACACGGUUCCACCCCUGUACUUGAACAAGGACGUGACAAAAGUUCUGUCCAUGGCCUGGGCUACUGGAGUGACUUGUAGGGUUAGCAUAUCACAUGUGAAUUGACAUAAGAACGGGUAGUAACUGUUAGUGAAAAUGCGUGACUGAUCUGGGCUAGUAUAAACUUGAACAGCAGCUUGCCCAACAAGUGAUUCUUUAAGUUUUCAACUUACCCUGUCAAAUCUGGGCAGUCUUCUCCCAAUCACUUCAGGAGCAACUGCUUCUCUGCAUUUUUGCCUGGGUUUCCCGCUUUCCCUACACCAGUUGUUCCUGGACCAAUAUUUUACAGUGAAUGAUUGAUUUCCAGAUCAAGCUCAGUAUCUUUUUAUUGAGGAAGUUAAAAGAAGAUAUACAGAUGUCAAGUGCCUUGUCAAGAAUCACUUUAAGGUAGUACUAUGCCAGUAGCUACAUUUAACAAACAGCAAUACUGUAUCAAAUGAAGUUGUUUUAGUAAAAUGUGUCUAUGGUAUUUACUUUAUGAGAUAUACUGUAAGCAUUUUAGGUAUUCCAUUCUUAGGUUAAACUGGUAUUCAGCCUCUAUUAGGGUUAGCUUUUUGUUAUGGUUCUGAUAAUCCUAGUUACCUGGAUUGAAUAGUGGUUUAAUCUGUGAGGUGAUUUAGCUACAACAUAUCAUAAAGUGCUAUAUUUUUUGCUUUGUAUUGUCAUGACUACAGCUCUAUUAAUAAAUACCCAUACUCUUCCACAAAAUGUUGUACUCUCAAGCCAGCAUUUAAAUAAAAUUACAGCUGUACUUAUCAUUUACAGUUUCUUUUAGUGAUUAAAUCAAUUUUUUACAUAUAAGGUACUUGUGAAAAAACUUGCAACAGCUACUGAAGAUAAUCAAGAAAGUAACACUCGUCAUCUCACUCAGGAACAAGAAAAGUAAGAGUUUGAUGUCUUUAGCCUGGGUGAAGGACUCCUGUGUUAAGGGAACAGUAGCCUGUGUACAGACCCCCCUCCUCUCAGGAAAAAUCAGAGAAGGGACCCCUUCUCCAAUUUUUCUUUUCGCAUCUUUAACGGUGAUACUCUUUGAAUUUAUUUCAUAAUUCAGUGGUUAAUAUAAUUAUUCAUCAUUUCAUACUAAUCAUUAUUACACAGUAUAAGAAUUCCAGAGGAAAUUUAGGUGACAUCCUUUUUCAAAAUCUACCCUUUCUUUAUUCUUUAGAAUAUUAAGUGCUAUGAUUGGUUUUUCAAGAGUUUUCCAAGUCUUAGCGUCAUGCAAAAAGGUACUUGUAUACAUAGCCAAGAAAGUUGUAUCAAGGAUAUUGUGCUAAAUACAAUAAUAAUUUAUUACUUCAAGAGCACUAUUUACAAAAAGAGAUCAACAGUGCUAAUCGGCUCCUGGCAGCGCUUUACAAUCAAUGUUUCUAUUGUCUAUGAAAUAUGAAACAGUGAAUAGUAAUAAUACUGAUAAAAAUUAAACUCUUGAUAUGUGAAAACUCUUAACAAGAUAUAUACUAAUCCUAAAAUCUCUAAGUGAUGUUUAAAAAAUCAAAAUAGAUUUAUAUAAUUCACUACUCAAAAAAUUGCCUAAAAAGAAAUGUCUUAAGUUAGUUCUUAAAAAUUUCAAGAGAUUCGAUAGUGCUAGUGGAGCUCAAUAGACUUCAUAAAAUAAAAUUCAUUUAUUUCCUCAGUUUGUUUGCGCCAAGUGCUUUCAAAAAGGCCAAAACUUAACUCAUCAAUAGGUUAAUAUUGACUAUAGUAAUUUUCAUAAUUCACUAGCCUCUUGUAGGGCACAAUGUACUGACAGAUCUGAUGAUGACAUAUGAGAGGUUUUAUAAGCCAUUACCAGGUCAGUAACUAUAGAAGGCAAGAGAGAAUGAUCUAAGAGAUCGAAUCCCCAUACAUGACCCUCUUCCAAUGGAAAUUGUUUUAAAUCUAUUCUUAGUUCUGUGUCAUACUGCGUAGUUAUUUUAAGGACGCCACCUUACUGGUCGGUUAGAAUGGCGUCUUAUAAUUUUAAACUUGGCGGGUAAUUCAUUUUACUGCCGAUCACGCACACCAAGCGAUAUGACGUCAGGACUUGGUAUUACUUUCGCGGACGAGUGAAAUAAUUUCUACGCAGAAAAAUCUUGCCAGAGUAGCUGACGAGCAAAACGGUCCUGGCGUGCGAGAGUCGCCGGAAAAAGCGGUUCUGUCUUGUAGAAGAUUUCUGUUCUUUGAGGGUCUUGAAGGGUAUACACAGGAUUUGGGAAAACGCAAAAUUUCUUAACGGGAUACGGUAUUUGACCGCUACUCGGGAAGCGGGAUUCGCCAAAAUCUUGGCACAGGGUGUGGUGCUGGGAAAGAAAACGGUAUGAUGACAGAAGUUCGGGACGCGGGAUUAUUGUGAAAAAGGAGCGGGACUGCGGGAUCACUAUCAAACCUACCUUGGUACUGGGAGACUGGGGAGAGAAAUGGAGGGAACGGCCUCUUUUCCUCUCCCCAGAUUCCUUGCAGUUUUUCUGUGUUCUUUUUUCGAUACCUAAAGAAUCUAAGGGCCUAGGAGAGUCGUUACAUUUACUUACACAAAGCGACAAUUCUUGGUCAACCUCCCUUAGUGUCUUGAAUUUUGUUUUUCAAUGUAAAUUCAUGCACCUCUGUUGUUGUUUUACAGAAAGUUUACAAGACUUCAAAUCGGAGGUUCACAAAUUGUUUCCGCUGAUUUUCGAUACAAAGUUUCUCGCCUUCGAGAUAAGAAAAAAUCCAGUAAGUAAGUAAGUAGCUUCCCACGCAGGCGUUUUUAGGGGAGCUCGUUUUUCAUCCCUCCCCUUAAAACGCCUGCGUGGGAGGCUAGUAAGUAAGCUGAAAAACAGUAUAUCGUCUGAGAAUGUUGACAAGUGCGGGAAAGGGGACAAAAAACCCGAAGGGGUAAAAGAGUGUGGGGGACUCCCCCCGCUUUCACGCUUGCCACGCAGGCUACUUCCUGAUGUAACAAAAAACGUUCUGAACGCGCUGACAUUAGGAAAAGGGUUUUCUGCAGAUGUUGAACCGUGUAAUGUAAGGUAUAAAUUUGUAACCAAAACGACUUAAGACGUUAGCGAACGGGGAGGGCGAAACGCGCGUACUAGUUGCGAAGGCGAAAUGAGCGGUCACUAUUAAAAAAUAAGAGCUAGAAAAUCGGCCCUUGCGUUUGCAACUCCUACGUUUGAAAUGGGACACCACAAGUCUCAGGGGAAGGAAGAACAAUUUUUUUCCGCCGCGCUCUUCUUGCGUCUGCCUUGAACUUGUGUAAACAUCUGUUUUGCUUGCACUUAAGCGAGCCUUUGCGUUUGGGUCGCUCGUGUGAACCACUGUACCCAACCCAGAUCGUUUGUGUAUAUUUUACCGCAGGCUGUAUCCGAACGUAAUUUCCUUGAUGAUACAAACUUAGAAAAACUCCACGCUGCCCUUUCGAGGUAAGAUUUGUUCAAAAAUGUUUUCCCCUUAUUAGCUUUAGAUCCGACGCACUUUUUAUGUCUCGAAACUCUACCUUUGCAUCCCGGGUCCCCGAGCUUUGCAUUUCUUAGCCUGUUCCAGGCUCCGAGAUGGUGGUGGAAAGUCGUUCAGUGAUAAGAAAUGCGAAAAACGCGCGAGGGCUGGGGAGAGACAGGGCGUGAGCGUCUUAUUUUCGCUUUGCUCGUUUUAAUACGUUCCCACUGUACUAUCUGAGAGCCUGGCACAGGCUAUGCAUUUGUGAGAUGCCAAUGGUCUGCAAAUAUGACUUUAUUCAAAAUUACAUGUAUAAUAACAUUACAAGGCUUUGCCUAUAGUGUAAACAGGACUGUUUCAGGUUGGUCGCUUAACUCGUUCAAUCGUAAUAUCAAUACACAUGUUUUCCGCACAUGUCAGACAUUUCUCCAUAUAGUUCGAAUGCUACUUAAACGAGACUUCAUUUAAAAACCAAAACGUUGGUGACAUAUUUUAUCAUCGUUGUUAUAAAAACGCUCGAACAGUUUGUAUUAUAAACCCGAUAGUCCUGAAAUAGAAAUAACUCCAGCUGUGCACGAGGCGGGGGGGGGGGGGGGGGGGGGGGGGCGCCCCCUAAAAUGGCCUAUACAGGGGGGGAUCCUCCCAACAGGGGGACCUUUUUUAGGCCUCCGGAUUUGUCCAGGGAAGGGAUUUGGUUUGUUUAAGUUGGGGGAAGGGUUUGGAAACUGUUCCUUGUCGGCCCGAAAAGGACUGUAAAAUAAAGACAUUAGUAUGUUGAUCAUUAUACUCUAUAGCAAAAGAAAGAAGAUACAUUAGAAGUGAUAACAGAAACGAAAUAGUGACAAAAGGGGGGCGCGGGGGGGGGGGGGGGGGGGGGGGGGGGGGGGGGGGGGGGGGGGGAGGUACUCUCUAUAAUGGCCUAUACAGGGUGGAAUCCUCCCAACAGGGGUACCUUUUUCAGGCCUCAGGUAUAUGACAGGGUAGGGAUUUCGUUAGUUGAACUAUGUGAAAGGGUUUGGAAAUCUGUCAUUUCGGUCCGUAAAAGGACCUAUAAAGGCUACCAGACGCAUUUUAUGACUGUGAAAAAGUCGAGAAAACUUCGUGGUUUAGUUAUGUAUUCAUAGAAAUCAGUGCAUUUUACAGCGGUUAAAAGGGAUGCAGCCCUCAUAACUAGGCAUGUGAAGGGGGCACCAUUUAUCAACAACAACAACAACCCCAAAAGCUUUAUUUGCAUGACCAUAAAGGAAUUACAGUAUUGCAAAAGCUGUUAGUCUAAAUUUAAGUACUAAUUCAACUAAUUAGUACGUGCAAAACAUUACAAAACGUUACAGUUCUCAUUCAUUCAUUCAUUGAUAUUAAUUUGGUUCUUAAUUCGAAGCAUUGCGAGAUAAAUGAAACUAAUUGACAGGUAAUUAAAUAAUCAGAAGAAUUCAUAAGAAGAGAUAUUAAAGUAUUUAUCAAUAGAAGAUAUACGAAAUGGGUAUCUUUUCUGUAAAAGGGUAUAAGGGGUUGGAACUCGCAGCGGAGUCUUUCCGUUAAAACUUUGUUUAUCUCAUCAGCCGCCUUUUGGCUGGAUUAUUACCUUGUAUAUUUGCAAUUCUUGUUUUGCUUUUUUUUACAGCAAAGAUGCACAAUACUUUGUACUGUAUACGCCCUCAAUACCACUUUCAGAAAAAUGUUACAGAUAUCGUAAGUAUACUGGCCACAUCCGUCCUAACUGGACCAAUGGGGUAUGCUGGUUACUGUACCUCAGAUUUUGAAUUUGUUAUGUGGCUGUAGGAGCUAGCUAGCGAAUUCAGUAGUCUCUCCUCGCUCCUUGUCCCUCGAGAGACGUUUCGCCGUCUCUCCCUCGCAGGGGUUUCAAUAAGCACCGACGACCGACAAAACACGUCGGCUACUUUGCUCAGAGAAGUCGGCAACUUUUUUCUUUUACAUUGGAAGCUGGAAAUAAAGUAUUAAAUUAAAGAAAAAAUUCUGUCAAAACUUAUAUUAAAAUUCAAUUUCCUGGACCUAGACAGACUUUUUGCUUCAGAUUUAAAAUAUUUAAGAAAAAUUAAGGACUUCAUGUGCAUUACUUGUCCAACUUGAUCCAAAACACAUUAUCUUUUGUACUAAAUUUAGCGUCCAGAACGCUGGAAAUUGCAUUUUAGGGCAUUGAUAGUUUGAAAUUUUCAAGGGGUGUAAGCCCCCAGACCCCUCUAGAAGAAGGGAAGUGAAAGCCUCUUUUUGAUAUAGUCGGUUACGGACUUUUUUCAAACCUGCUGUCUACUUCAAUUUUUAUUGAAACCCCUGCCUCGAAACAUCCCUGUGGCGAGGAGCGAGGACAGACGGCUGUAUUCGCAGGCCACUGUAGGAGCUUGUGCAAAAUGAUGUUCGACUUUCUCUUUGCGUUUUAGUUGAAGAGAAAAUGCCUCAUGAAGCCGGCUACGAUUCAUUUCUGUCCGGUUUUGGUAAGUAACAACAACAAAACUAUGCUCUAUCACGCAGAAAGUAAAUACAACCCCAAGAAGAGAACUAAGGCUAUCAUGUUCACACUCAAUGCCGGAUAGCUUUUCGUUUCGGCUCAAAAGGUAUCCGGUAUAGCAUGAACACCUAGACGAUAUGUCGAUUCUCCGCUUUAGAGAUCGGCGCGGGGUAGACUACGAGUAGUCCCCCAUUUUUCCUCAGGGAUAGAAGAGCGAGCGAAACGCGAGGGCGCGUGAAAAUCACCCCACGCGAGAAAAGGCGACACGCGGCGUGUCGCCUUUUCUCGCGUGGGGUGAUUUUCACGCGCCCUCGCGUUUCGCUCGCUCUACUAUCACUGAGAAAAAAUGGGGGACUACUCGUAGUCUAGGCGCGGCGCAGUUUCGCUGCGUUACAGAAAUCGCGUCGAAAUCACCGUUCUUAUGUAUGAACAGAAACCCUAUCUGGUAUGGGUUUCGCGCCGGCGCAAAAGCUAUCCGGUAUAAUGUAAACAUAGCCUAAGUAAGGUAACUUCAGUUUAAUCCUUUAAACCCUAAGAUCAAAAUUUGAAUUCUCACUUGUUGCCCCUAUUCAUUUCCUACAGAAGUAGUGGGGAGAAGUUGAUAAAAUAUCAAGCAAAUUCAUCUUGUGUGAUCAUGUCCUUAAUUCUCAUGACCACUCUGUUUUACAAAGCAUUGAUAUUACAAGGAGAAGUUUGAUGCUGAUCUUUCUUAGGGCUUAAAGGGUUAAUGACUGAUAAUAUUAGUUAAUGUUAAUAUUUGUGAUACAACUUAUAUCGAAAAUAUUACUAGUUAAAAGCUGGAGAAAGAGAAAAUCCUAAACAUAGAGAUAUAUGAUAUUAGUACUUUGAGUGCUCUUGAGACGGCAUACGUUUUUUGCGAUCUCUGACUUUUCGUAUGAAAAUUAAAUUUAAAUAAAAUCUUGAAAUUCGGAGAUGAAUAAAUUACUAAAAAAAGUCCAUUUCCCGAGAUUGGAAUGUUCAACAUAAAAGGUCCUGUAAAAAUACAAUUUUAUUACCAGGGCUUUUGAAAAAACCCUGGGGUCAAACUUGUUUUAAAAGAUACAGUGCAUUGCAGUGGCGGACUCAGGAAUAAGGUUCGGGGGUUCCAAACCCUCCUUCCUCUCCCUUCCAUAAAUAAACCCGUCAAACCAGGGGUCAAAGUUGUUACUUACAGAGCAUUACAGUGGCGUAUCCAGGAAUACGGUUCGGGGGCUCCGAACCCUCCCUCCUCUAAAACUAAAAUUAUGGUAGCGUUUUUCCUGACACUAUCAUGAUAAAACUCUAUCCUGUGAACAUUCGAAAGAAGGACUUUGACAACACGUCGGUCCAGCUUUAAGACAACAUGUCAUCUCAGACCUCUUUCUCUAAGAGUACGGAUUGUAGGUUACGUAUUAAUAAUCUAAAUGCAAGAAAUGAGCACGUUUGUUUGAAAAUUACUACUAUCCGCUAUAGAUUAAGCUUGUAUCAGUUGUAUCAAAUGACUAUUUUACACGAUUUUCUUUAAUUUUAUUUUGAACAGUUUUUUUGAGAAUGGCACAUAUUCUGGCUUAUAAAUCAUCAAGGUAAUCCCUGAUAUCAAAAAACCACAAACCUGUUUAAUGAACUGAGAUAUAUAGCCAGAAAAUCGUAAGUUAUUAGUUUCUAAUAUGGCUAAAUUACAUGUACAUUGGUAGUUUAAGUAACUACUUUACAUUUUAGUCCAACGUAAACCCCUCGCUACCCUGCAAGCAGUUUUUACUCCAGGCCGGUUGCGUCCGGCCUCAGUGGAGAAACCACUGCUCAGAGGGGUAACCCUGCGCUGUCGCUAAAUAACAAAUAUACAGUUAAGGCCAGAAUGGCUGCAUCGUGUAGCAAGAGCAGUCCCAUAGUGCAAUUCGGUACAACAACGACCAAGUCGAUCUCACUCGCAGACUCAAACUGGCCCAUACGAGAAGGAAACUGGGCUGAGUUAAAUUUCGCAAUGAAUUCUGGGACUGUUACUAGGGACAUUAGGGGAAAAUAAGCCAAUAGCUGGCCAGCGCAUCCCCAGUAACGAUCCCAGAAGUACUUGCAGGAUUCACUUUGGCUCCAGUCCCUUUCUCGUUUAAAGCGAAUGAAUUGCGUAGCAAACGUUUUCGUUCGGUUUUGGAACAAAUAACGAGACCGGCUAAAACCGAAAAUCCCGUUCCUCGGUCUUUCUUUGCUCCGAAACCAAACAGAAACGCUUGCUUCGCAGACUAGCGCAUACACAAAUAAAUGGAUGGAUGAAAAAUGUUUUGGUUGGUUAUUUGGGUGAGUGGGUGGGUGGUUAUAUGCAUUACUUUGUGUGCGUAUAAAUAGGCACCGCAUUCGACCAUAACGCUCGAUGAGAACAGAUUCCGAGUGGAACUUUACUACUCCCACCUGACUUGAUUUUUAUGUCUUUUUGCCACAGGUCUCCAACUGGACCUCUCCCUUUCUCAAAAUUUCGUCGCGUGUUAAAUCCGUUUGAAAAUCUCGUUCAUCUUAGCAGGGCAACAGUUCAGCAUGUGGUAUGUUUCUAAAAAAAUAUAGAAAUUAUAGUUUCAAUGCUAGCAUUGAAAUCUUGCUUUUUUUUUCUACAAAUACAAAUUGCUUUAUUCUACACAGAAUCUGACUGGCCCAGAACCUCCCUCCAUUCGUCCGCAAUGGCUUUACAUCACUUCUAAGAUAACAACAAGACCACUUGUUGCUAGAUCGGUAAGUUGUCCUUUCAGUAAACAAAAUCCUUUCUAAUUUCGUCCUUACUUAUUUGAUAAAGCAGGUUAAAUAUACAAGGCAGCUUGGAAACCGUAGCAAACCUGCCUUAGCAGUACACUUAUAGACGCACAGGUGCUCAAGGUUGAACAUCCCACCGGUGUCGGUCUACGUUCUCCUACUCUUUGUGAACAGCAGUAUGGUUUUCUUUACAUGCUACAAGAGUCAGGAGUGCCGUGAGACGGGGCCUACGGGUUUUUGUCCUUAUCCGAAAAGGCUAGAAUUUCUAACCAUUUGUAUAUGUUAGAGCAAAGGCAGCACAUUUUCCUCAGUUAGUUUAAGACUCCAUAGUGUCGGUCCGGCCGGGCUCUGAAGUUUAAUACCAAAUCACAUAUAUUGCAAACUGGCAAGAGCACGGCGACAAAACCAAGCCACCCCACCCCCUGGCGCUCCACUUUGGCACGUGCUUCAGUCCGUGGUUCAUCAAAUAAAGUAUGAAUAAACAGAUGACGGUGAACACUGAGUUAUAACUUACAUAGUAGGUGCACCAGUUAUUUAGCGCGCAAAUAAGAAGGGCGGUGCUGUUCGCGUGAGAAGAGGAGGCGCGCGAGGAGAGAGAAACUUCGCCGUCCUCGCGCGCAUCACUAAGUUCACCGCAUGAAUCUCUCUCGCGCGCGUGCAUCACUUAUCUCGCACCCUUUACUUCUGAUGCGCCUGCUACACAGGCUAGUGAACAUUCAGUGAAUAAACAAGUAACCCCGUUACUGAAGCUAGUCUGGCAAAGAUUAGUCCCUCAAAGUAAAGGGCUCAGAAAUAUUCAUGACAAUGACGAAAUACGUUUUUUGAAUUCUGUCUUGUAGGUGGCUCAAGAGUUCGCGGGUUUUGGUUCCGUGGACGUAAAAAUUUUGGACUCGCAGCACGCGCUGGUCGCUCUUGCUCAACACAGAAGGUGAUCGCAAAUGUUUAUUGACCUUAAUUUUGAUAGCCACCUUCAGAUCGUGAACGUGUAGGAGCUUUUUGGGAUGCAAUAGACGUACAGAUUAGUGAUCUCUUUAACGCCUACGAACUGGAUAUGAAAAAGGCGUACUCUGUUUGCCCCUGGUCGUAAAAUUUUUUCUCAGGUGUUUUGCGCGUGCUCUUAUAUCACCGCCAAUUCUUUCCCUUUUUCGUUGCCGCUUGCUAAGCAGUCUAGGUUAUUACUAUUUAGUUUGAAAACAACUGUGAUAAGUAUUUAACCAUUUUCCUUUCGUCUCGUAGGGCCAAAGAUGUUUUAAGUAAAUUUAUGGGCCACAAAACGCUCAGUGUGCGGCCGUACAACGCUUGGCUGGAUUCUCCCGAGAUAAAAAUAACGCUUUGGUGAGUGUGUAGCUCUGCGACGUGCCAGUUUUAAAGAGACUUAUGGUUUAUAUGUCUGGCUGGCUUUCAAAAAAGACUCUUCGCGGCGAAAACAGCCGUGCCCUAAUACUUGGUAGUUGUUCACUUGUCAAUCACUCUAAAUCCUUUUGAUUAGUUAGAGUUAUUGUUUUCCUGCGGCCUGGAAACUGCACGCAUAAUAAUUUACAAUGCACCAACCUAUAAAAAAAGCUCACAUUGAGUUUCAUCUUAAAUAUAGUUAUACACCAAUGUGUACGAUGAUUUUGUGGACGUGAUGGCAAAAAAUUCGUUUGUAAUGAACGCAAAACAGUCUGAAUCGGAACGUGAGGCGAAUAACAUUUUGCGAUAUUUUUAAACCUUCAGCUGCUAUCUUCAAAUGCCAUUAUUCCGGCAAACUUGCCUGAUUUGUAUUUUUAAUAUGAUAGAACACUUUUGUUUUUGCGUAAUUUACUAUGUAUAUUGAGGAAGCCGCCGACACAUUUUCUUCUUCCCUGCAGGUGCGGCGGAACAGCUCUUUUCGUCUCAGGUGUUGCAAUAUUUUUAUGGAAAUCCUCCAGAUAACAAGCCAUGUUCAUCAGUCUGAAACGUUCAAAAAUAAACAUUCUUUUUUCUUUUAUAUGCUUCCUCAAAUUUAAUUUUUUCGUAAAAUAAUGUUUGUCAGGAUAAGCGUGCGUGUGGCUAGCUUUUAACUUUUUGAAGUCCCCGCAUGAAAUAUUUUAAAGCGCGAAUAAAAGGUAUGAAAGAGAACUCUUCUGAUGUACUGAAGUAGGUAGCAAUAAGGCGAGUGACGACGUCGCAAAUGCGAGCGACGAAGUGUCCCCUAACGUUUUGUAAAUCGUGUUGUAACAAUCACGGACCUUUAAAAAAGCCUAAAUGAAAACUUUUGUAUUUUGCAAACUUUGCUCUGUUAGUUCCGUUGCGCUGCGCUAGUGAUUCCCAGCUCGGAGUUUGCAAGUAUGCAAUGUUGUUCUGUGAUUAAUGUGCGCUCCCGUUUAUUUUUUAGUAUUUUGCCAAAAUUGUUUUAAUUUUGAAACCUGGUGUAAGGGCAGUAUGGCAAAAUAAGCUGAUCCCUUUUGCGGAAAAAGGGAGGACGGACAGAGGGCGGCGACGAAUAUAUCAAGAAUCAAAUCGGACUGGAGGAUUGUAUUUAGCUCACAGGUGGAUCGUUGUCGUAAAUUUGGUCGAUUACAGGGAGUGCACUUUCCAGAAAAUGUAUACUUUAUAAAAUCCUUUUUUACGGAGAUUUUUUUAUAAAAUAAACAAAUAAGUAAGUAAAUGAAUAAAAUCUCCGAUAACUUUCGUUAUCAUAUGCAUCGACAAUGUUUUCUUCCGAACACAAAUUACUUGUUUAUUUGUGUCGGUGAAUAUUUAUAAUUAUCACAAUCGUGCAUGAGCACUGUAGAUAAAGCAGUUGAGUGAUAAUUUAAGAUAAUCAUAAUCUUUUCGAUAAUCUAGUGAACCUAUGUAUUUAAAACAAUGAGAAAAAACCUUAAGAAAUCAAGCUUGUUCAGGAUAUUUUUGUUCGGAAAGUGCAUAUAGGCACCUUAAAAUUUAGGCCUUGAUCAUCUUUUUUCUCCAUUUUUAUGUUUUGCUCAUCUUGAAGGCAAUAAACAUCACCAUUUUUUUAAUUUGUUUUGUUUGUUUUUUGUUUUUUUUGCUUUGUUUUUCUUUUUCUGCAGUUUUAAAUCCAAAAAUUAAAGAAAUUUAGGCUUGAAUGGGGUUUCUUUCAGUCUUUCUUAUUUUGCCAAUUCGGGACUUGGCUAGACGUUAAUUGAAGCAAGAACGCUUUAUGCUGCGAGUCCUUUUCACUUCCUGAAGUCUUAAAUUAUCACCCCUUUGCUUAAGUGAACAAUCUAUUUGUCGUGUUCGUGCAAUAUGUUUCUUUAAAGUGUGAAUUAACAGCUAAGAAUUAGGAAAUUGCAUGCAGUAGUUUUGUACCAACAAUACUGUGACAAGCCAUGUUGAUUGUUUCCUUUUAAAUUCAGCAAAAGUAAUUUCCAUAUUAUUGUUUUCCGGUACUUAGCUAAACCAAUCAGAUGAUUCUUGCGCCAACUUAUUGAAGAGAAGAAUCAAUAAUGUAAUACCUUGACGAGGGUCCAAGCGGCUUAUUAACAUAAAAUAUGUCAGUUUGUGUUUCUAAGACUAAAAAUAAUGGAGGCCCUCGCUGAAGGCCUCGACGACGAUAGCGACUCAGCUGAAAACCGCUUGCUAAAAAGCGGAGACUCUCCUUGCGUUUGUAGCAAGACCUGGGAGAAGGAUUUAGUCUGUGGAUGGACGCCUUCCCUGGCGAAAAAAAUCUCGCGUUCGAAGCCAACGAAAACACACGCGUCGUUUAGCAACGUAAGGAAGGAGAGAAAAUGCUCCAUGACCGAAUGUGGAUUUGUGUUUCGACAUUAUGAGAGGACAGGGCGCUACAUAGAACAGUAUCGAGAAAAUCAUAGCAGCGCGUUUUUGGAAACGGAGGCCGAGUGGAGGCCAGUGAUGGGUGUCGAUGUUCCGGACCCUUACUUGCCCAAGAUCGCCAGCUCCAGGUGAGUCAGUACUAUUAACAUCGUAUUUUGAUUGUUUUGCGUGGUUUUUAAACCAGUUUAAGGGAUGCUCUGCUUGAGGAGAAUAUUUGUUUAAAAAUAGGAUAUCAUAUAAGGCCCAAUUCAUUGAGAAAUUUUAGAGGUAAGACUGCUUAAAGAGACCAAUUUAUUUUGAAGAAACUGCCUUAAAGUGUUUGGUCUCCUAUGGGCAAUCCAAGUCAAGCUGAUUGAUCGGUGUCAAGUUUAUUUGAAUUUUCCACAAAAUACUCCUUAAAUCGAAGAUUGCAGAAACUAGAAGGUAGGCCGAUCGCUUAGAACGAUAGUAAUGCCCUAAAUCAAAGAAUAAAAUCGUACUUUGCGAAAAAUUACAGACUGUUUUCGUUUGUUUUAUUAGAAAUUAUAGUUGUCAAAUUAAUGAUAUAGCCAUUUGACAUAAUGUCUUGUUUACUCUACAUACACGGAUGUAUUGACGGGGAAGACGUUGCCCGAGGGUUUCGACCGAAAAGUCAGACAAAGCAAAAUAUUUGGAGCAUAAUUUCAAUAACAUUGUUGCAAACGUUCGUUCUCGGUAUUGCCUGAUAUUGCUAGCCUAUGUACAGACGUCCCCCCUUCCUCAGGUCUGUACACAGGCUAGAUAUUGCGUGUUGAAUUUUUCAGGAUGAACAGUUUUCCGUUGUACUGGUAAACACUCGCGUGAACACAAGAUUUGCCAUUUUAAAGAUCGGAGUGUUGAGUGCUUCAGCCAAAUGGUUUGACCCAUUUCUUAGUGGUCGGCGAUGCGAGAUGCAUCGUAUAAAUUUGAAGAUAGCACGGUAUUUCUGUCGAAUUCUUGCGCAAUAUUGGUUCGCCUUUUCAAACGAGCACGCGCUACAACAUCCUCGGAGACCCAGGAGCAGAUAGUGGGGGCGAGGGGAAGUCUAAACGGGCGGAAAAAUAAAGUACCCGAAGAAAAGUAAAGAACGGAGGGAAGAGCUCUUCUCGCCGUUCUUUACUUUUCUUCGUGCCUUAUUUUCCCGCCCGUUUAGACUUUCCCUCGCCCCCACUAUCUGCCCCUGGGUCUCCGAGGAUGGCGCUACAAUGAAAUUAGUGUAUUUGUUACGCCAUUCUACCAAAACCUCUGUGAAUGUUUUUCUUUUCCUCUUCUCAAAAAGGACGUCCCAUCGAUUUCUCGGUUUUGGCUUGACAAAUUAAAUAACGAACUUCAUGCCACUAAUCCCUGCUAGCAGAGGUCUCUCACGACGAGGCAAAAAUGAGAGGAAGGAGACAGACUCUCUUUGACUCCUGUCUCUCAUUUAUGCCUAGUCGUGAGAGACCUCUGCUAGCAGCGAAAUGCCACUAUUACUGCGUUAAAAAGUAGAAAUAAGGUUAGUUGUUAGCUAAUUAAGGGAAAAAAUCCCAUCACUUGUGUUCGUUCGCAUAUAUGUAAAUGUAGGAAAACUCCUAGCCAAGGAAAUCGCGUCAAUACUUCAGAUCAGGUACUUAGAUCAGUUCCGCAGAAAAUUUAUACAUUAUCAGCGAGUAUACAGACACGUGUAUAAACUAAACUCUCUUCGUGUUUUUUAACGCCGAACGCGUAGUAGAAACGAGUAAUACUAUUUGAAAGAGCUGGCUAAGUGACAUCUACUUUGGUUAAAAAGAGGAACGAUUCUAUAACACAUCUUUCCAACCACAGUUCCGUGCAGGUAAUUAGAUGUAUUUUUUAUCACCAUUCUCACUUUCUGUUUUUGGCUUAUGUUGAGCUAAAUUUCAAGUUUCAAUUACCUAGUUUUCGAGACGUCUCCGUAGACUUAAUUUGAUUUUAUUCAGUAAUGACGAGUUAGUUUACUUAAGCCAUUUUUAAAGGUGUUUUUCGCAGUUAACGUUUGUCAGCAAUACGCCUACAGUCACGGUAUGAAUUCAUAUGCUCAAGUGGCUUAAAAAGAUUUUUGUAACUCGUCAAGAUCUAAAUCGCAGUAACCACGAUUGCUCGAGAAUUUUUGUAGUCUUUUGGGAUCAACGGCAUCUGAGCUUGAUCUGAUUUCAACAGCAACCCUGUUAAAAACCAAAACCAUUUUAAAAAGUGUACACAGUUUCACUCUUCCCAGUGUGCGGUUUAUUUCAGCUCUUGGUUGUCCCUUGGAGCGCCUGUUUACUGGGCUGUUUAAAACCUACAUCUCCUGGCUUUCCUGUCACACUUUAAUGGGUUCGGUUUUCAUAUGCCUGCUAGAACAAGCCUCCCCUAGCCGAUAAAUCAGCUUAAGACAAACUUCUAUGGUCGACAAUUAUACGAUGACUUCUUUCCGGGUAGAAAAGAAAGAUGAAUAAGACAGACGCUCUAAACAGAGAUCUUGCAAUAUAAAAUUUACAUGGCACGUCUUUCUGUACGUUUCUUCACACACAUCCGUUUGAUUUCAGGGAUCGAAAGUAAGCCAGUAUUUGCUAUUGGCUUACACUACUGACUUAAAUUGUUCUCUUUGUUUUCCUGCCUUAGCCAAACCUUUGACCGAGUGAAGUUUAUCGAGGCCAUGUCAGAUUACUACAAAGUUGCUGCUAUGAGAAGGCAAGUACACUCCUAUUAGUAUAACUAUCAUGGGAGAGUCGCCCGGCAAAGGCGUGGCUAAAAAUUUCCUGAGUAGAGGUAUGGGAGUCUCCAAAUCAACCCUACUCCUUCUCUCAAAUACUUUUAACGCAGGUGGCUCGAUAAAAUUUCUACUUUUUAUCAGUACUGAAGUAAUCAUUUUAAAAACCGUGUUCUUGAGGCAAUUACCAAUAAAUACAGCUUGCGCGUCUGGCGAAAUCGGGAAAACACAGUAUUUUGUUAUAAAAAAAAAAGCUAUCUGAAAAAAGGUAAACGGACGGUUACUUAGGCAAUUGCAUCAGUUAUUUCAGUUAUAUUCGACAUUUUUCACGCACGCGUAUGCGCAGUAACAUACGGGUAGCUACGCCCCUAGCCCCAACUAGAUCCUUGUUUGUGUUUGAUACAGCGUCAGAAGUGUCUCCCUCGCGCGCCCUGUUCUUUCUUGUGCCCAUUACUUUGAAGCGUCUGCUACGCAGUUUGCGUCAGAAGAAACCUUUUCCACAGGUCAUCAAGCUUGCAAAACAGACGUAUUUUCCUCCAAUAAUGUUUUAACUGUAGGCCACUGGUCGCCGUUGUAAGUUUACCCUACUUUAAACGAAAACGCCAUGAACCUCUUUCUCGCAGUUUUUCCAAAAAGCUUUUGGUUGCGCGCGCUAAGCUACCGUCGACCUGAAACUAUUUUGGGAUAAAAAAGGAUGACCCAUUAUUUUUUUUAUAUUCAACUGAUGUAAGAUUUGAAUUUCUAAUUUUCUGCCUUACAUUGUGCAGUGACCUUCAGAACAUCUGUCUCACGGGUAAAAGAACAGAGAGCGGUGACCGCAAAACGAUCUCGAUGAAUAACGGCGCAAAACUGAGCAAAGAAGGAUUACCGUUUAUUGUUACAUCUUCUAACGGCAAGAAAGUUUCACAGAAACCUGAAUGUAAAAAACAGUCAACUACAGUAGAGGAAGAAAGAACUGAUGUUAGGAACAAUCGCGAAGAUCUUAUUCGGACCGCGCCGGAGCUAACGGAAGACAGUGUUUUGCCAUCUGUACCGUCUAAACCGGAUUUACCGCAUCAUGAACAGGAUGAACCAGUUUUUUUCUACUCAGGUGGUUUUCAACCCAAGAGUGAAACUAAGCGGAUUGAAAAAGAAAGAAUUCGUCUUCCGAAAUUUCAAUGGACAGAAUGCUAUGUUAAAAAGGUACCUAGGGGGACGAACAUCGCAACUGCAAAGGUGCCGGAAAAAACCCAGCGUAAUCCGGUGGUAGAAAACUUUCACAGCAGUGACAGCGAUGAGAGCUUUAAUCGGCCACUGGUCUCUCGAGGAAAUCUCCGUCUGGGAAGCACAGUUCAGUCUCCCAAAUUAAAAUCGAAACCCGCUCGUGUAGCUGUCGGUAAAUGCGAAGUAUUUAGCUCGGAACCCCCGAGCACCGCCGAGCGCGCACGGGAAUCAUAUCAGGGAGGAAUAAAGCUUCCCAGUGAAACAGCAUUUAUUCAAAUCCUCGGACAACAAACGGGACCACCACCCAAAGCUGCAAGUCAAAACAGAUCCAAAGAGAUUAAUAAAAGGAGACCAAGAACGGAGGAGAAAACCUUUGUCAAACAAAACAUGCCUCUACAAUAUCUGACUCGCUUUGGUAGAAGGAGCUUUCAUCAUAUUUUAGAGGCUCGUUCCUUCAAGCCUGGUUAGAAGAAACUAAGAGCUACUGCUCUAGUAGACUUUCACAAUCAGGGAAAAUCCGUCACCCUUGGUCUUCUCUGCUUACUCCUUCCCCACACCUUAUCCUCGUUCCUAGUUAGCCUCGAUUUCAAGGUCUAGGGAAACUGAAAAGAGCUAACUUGAGAGCGAGGUUGUUCCCCGCCUGACGGUCAAGCUAAGCAAGUUCUCUAAGUAAGCUCAUAAAGGACUCCUUCACAUCAUACUCAAUCAGAACAAGUUUACUGCAAGUAUAAUAAUAGCCUACGUUGUUGCUUAUUCUUGAUUUAUCUCCUAUCGUAUAUAUUUUUCAUUAUGCCGAGGCAAGCAGAACGCAGGACAAGCGCAAACACGAGAGUCUUGUGUCAAGAUAGUAAAAACGAACAUAGAUACAGAAUGGUUCCGUUUUCUGUGAAAGCAGUGGAAAAAAUUCAUAGGGUAACUGGCGAGUGAUGUGAUAAACAUACUUGCUAGCAAAUAAAUACUUUCGUGUGCAUCACAGCAGACGCUUUAAGAAAUUAACCUGAAACAUAAGGCCCAUAUUAGAAGAACUAUAGUAAAAUCAUUGCUAUGUGAUAUAUAAUAUAUAGGCCAUUAGGUUGUCAAGUUCUGUAUCAUAAAAUUUACGAUACGAUCGCUCACUGACGAUAAUCUUUUUCAUAAUCAACACGAUUGAAAGCUAUGUGUAUAUCUAUCAAUUAACUCCCAGUUUUAGCCUCUUAGUGGCCAAAACUUGAAAGCACAAAUCACA